Messenger RNA from Aspergillus udagawae, 1548 nucleotides. Its product is annotated as glutamate decarboxylase. Gene Ontology annotation, molecular function: glutamate decarboxylase activity; pyridoxal phosphate binding. The record is from RefSeq and is a predicted model, not a curated record. The transcript is spliced from 4 exons. Gene Ontology annotation, cellular component: cytosol. NCBI's taxonomy places the organism in Eukaryota, Fungi, Ascomycota, Eurotiomycetes, Eurotiales, Aspergillaceae. Bases 1 to 1548 code for a protein of 515 amino acids. Gene Ontology annotation, biological process: L-glutamate catabolic process.
AUGGUCCACCUUGCCGCGGUCAAGCGCGACAGCGAAAAUGUCGAACCUCUCGUUAAACGCGUUGAUUCUAUCAAGCUCGAAACCACCGAGGAUGACGGUUUCUACUCCACUGUGUACGGUACUCGGUUUGCGGCGGAGCAGCUGCCCCAGACUGAGAUGCCCGAGAAGGAGAUGCCCCGUGAGGUCGCUUACCGUAUGAUCAAGGACGAGCUUAGUUUGGAUGGAAAUCCUAUGCUCAAUUUGGCUAGUUUUGUCACGACGUACAUGGAAGAUGAAGCCGAGAAACUCAUGACCGACUCUUUCAGCAAGAAUUUUAUCGAUUACGAAGAAUACCCCCAGUCCGCCGAGAUCCAGAACCGGUGUGUCAACAUGAUCGCUCGGCUGUUCAAUGCCCCCAUCGACAGCGAGGACGAGCACCCCGUCGGGACCUCGACCAUUGGCUCUUCCGAGGCCAUCAUGCUGGGCACGCUGGCCAUGAAGAGACGGUGGCAGAACAAGCGCAAGGCCGAGGGCAAAGACCACACCCGCCCUAACAUCAUUAUGAACAGCGCCGUGCAGGUCUGCUGGGAGAAAGCCGCGCGGUACUUUGACGUGGAGGAGCGCUACGUCUACUGUACCGAGGAGCGCUACGUUAUUGAUCCCAAGCAGGCCGUUGAUCUGAUCGACGAGAACACCAUCGGCAUCUGCGCCAUCCUGGGAACCACGUACACGGGCGAGUACGAAGACGUCAAGGCGAUCAACGAUCUCCUGGUCGAGCGCGGCCUGGACAUCCCUAUCCACGUGGACGCCGCCAGCGGUGGCUUUGUCGUCCCAUUUAUCCACCCCAACCUGUUGUGGGACUUUCGCCUGGAGAAGGUCGUGUCAAUCAACGUGUCCGGCCACAAGUACGGCCUUGUCUACCCCGGCGUGGGCUGGGUCGUCUGGCGAUCGCCCGAAUACCUGCCCAAGGAGCUGAUCUUCAACAUCAACUACCUCGGCGCCGAGCAGGCCAGUUUCACCCUCAACUUCUCCAAGGGUGCCUCUCAGGUCAUCGGCCAGUAUUACCAGAUGAUCCGACUGGGCAAGCGCGGCUACCGCUCGAUCAUGGUCAACAUCACGCGCAUCGCCGACUACCUGGCGCAGCAGCUGGAGCAGCUGGGCUUCAUCAUCAUGAGCCAGCGGCGCGGCCGCGGACUGCCGCUCGUGGCGUUCCGCCUGCCCCCGGACCGCGACGAGCAGUUCGACGAGUUCGCCCUGGCGCAUCAGCUGCGCGAGCGGGGGUGGAUCGUGCCCGCGUACACGAUGGCGCCGCACAGCAACGAGCUGAAGCUGAUGCGGGUGGUUGUUCGCGAGGACUUCAGCAUGAACCGGUGCGACGCUCUGCUGGCGGAUAUCAAGCUGGCGCUGAAGACCUUGAGCGAUAUGGACAAGGCCAUGCUGGAGAAGUAUACUUUGCAUGUGCAAAACCAUGCAGUUAACUCGCACAAGUCCAAGCAUAACCAUUCGCACUACAAGAACGAGAAGCAUUCCUUGCAGGGCAAGACCGGGAAGACGCACGGAGUCUGCUAG